This is a messenger RNA of Verticillium alfalfae VaMs.102, 639 nucleotides long. RefSeq lists its product as hypothetical. The record is from RefSeq and is a predicted model, not a curated record. NCBI's taxonomy places the organism in Eukaryota, Fungi, Ascomycota, Sordariomycetes, Glomerellales, Plectosphaerellaceae. The transcript has a single exon. Bases 1 to 639 code for a protein of 212 amino acids.
AUGGGCGAACGCACGUCGAUGAAUGACGUCAAGAACGACGAGAUGGUGCGGGUGUAUUGGAACAUGCUAGAUUCGAUUGCUGGCAUCCCCGUCAUGGAUCAUUUUGAGGUCAACCUGUUUCCGCUCAAGAUUCAGCUCGAACGAGAGCUCGGCAAGCGGCUAUUCGAAUACAUUUUCCCCGGCAUGGACGGAGACAAGACGCCUGGCGGCAGAAACGACUCGCCGUUCAUGGUCAAACACAACUACAUGCAGGACGAGAGCGGCGACGAGGAGUCCCUGUCAAACUCGACAACAAGUCGACUGACGCCGUCGGACAAGGACAACUUCAACACGAGGCCCGGCUCGCUCGAGCUGCGCCUACACCCAACACUGACGUCUGACGCGCCGGCCAAGACGGCAGGAUCUUCCAAGAAGGCCCUGUCAGUCCAUAACGGUACCGAGGGCCACUCUUUUCGACUGUUCCGCUCCAUGGGCACGGGCAAGACAAUCAACAAGAAAGCAUCGUACGACUCGCUGCGAUCAUCGAACGCGCCGCGGCCUGGCAAUAUCGGGCGCUCGUCUACAGGAACGUCGUUUAGAGAGGGCGGCAUCGGAGGCGCAACGGAGAAGAAGUCACGGUUCGGGCCUGCUCCGUGGUGA